This is a messenger RNA of Staurois parvus, 796 nucleotides long. The record is from the annotation of a GenBank genome assembly. Lineage: Eukaryota; Metazoa; Chordata; Amphibia; Anura; Ranidae.
CCUCCUUUCUUUGGUAUAAUAAACGCCCAAGAAUCAGCUUCACCCAACUCACUAUGUCCAAGAAGAAUGGAGGUAUUGGAUUACCGGAUAUUUCUCGUUACUACAGGUCUUGCCACCUAGCCAGACUAGUAGACUGGACCACGAAUCACAUUCAUAAGAUCUGGGUCGGUUUGGAGGCUGAUUUUUUCGAAGAUACCACUUUCCACCUCCCCAUGGCUGAAAACCGCCCAUGUCCCUUCUGAAUUUCGGAUGCACCCACUUAUAGGUCCCACUUUACGAUGUAGCGCGCAAGUGUUUUCAGGAAAAACCCUUUCACUUUCACCCCUUCACUCCGAUCAAAUUGAACCCGGACUUUAUUCCAGGGAUGUCUACGACCUUUCUCGCUGGGUAUAGACGGGAAGAUAACCUAACAGUACGUCACUUUCUCAAAGAUUCUAAGCUCCGAUCUAGAGAAGACAUUACAAAGGCGUGGCCAGCCCUUACCUUAACGCCUUGGAUGUAUAGACAAAUCCACCAUUUUCUACGUAACUCCCCACAUCUAAAGGAUUAUUCAAGACCGCUUACUGCUUUCGAAAAACUCUGCUUUACAGAUCUCCCACAGAGGCAUGUAAUAUCCAAAUUAUAUUCCCUAUUGGAAAGUUCCAAUACAUCUCACUCACUGAAGGCCUGUGCAGCCUGGCAGCAUGAUCUAGAAAUUUCAAUCUCACCUGAGGCAUGGAACCACAUUUACGAUCACAUGCAUAAAGGUUCCAUAUGUGUUUCUACACAAGAAAGCAACUACAAAGUUUUUUCCAGA